Rhodamnia argentea is the source of this 4291-nucleotide messenger RNA. RefSeq names its product ABC transporter B family member 21-like. The transcript has 13 exons. Gene Ontology annotation, molecular function: ABC-type transporter activity; ATP hydrolysis activity; ATP binding. NCBI's taxonomy places the organism in Eukaryota, Viridiplantae, Streptophyta, Magnoliopsida, Myrtales, Myrtaceae. Gene Ontology annotation, cellular component: membrane. Bases 248 to 4003 code for a protein of 1251 amino acids. The record is from RefSeq and is a predicted model, not a curated record. Gene Ontology annotation, biological process: transmembrane transport.
UGUCUUGAAAAUGACUUGGAGGUUUCUUUUGUGAGCGGUCUUUGUUUUUAUUUGCUGAUAUCACUAGCUCGGCCCUCGCUGAUGAACCUAAAGUCGAAUUCUUGGUGAAUUUGAUGACAGAUAUCUCAGCAUAUGGAUCAUGCGUCCAGUUCAUUUGGUUCUCAGCACAUGGUAGAUAUUUAAGGUGCAGUUUUCUGCUCAAUCUUUUUGUCCGAGUUCGAUUAGAAAGGCGAAAGGAAGUGAUCAUAUGGGCAGAGAAAUGAGCUCAAGGCAGACUUCAUCAUCAAGAAACCACUUAGCAGAAGUAGAGCAAGUGAUGAAGGACGGAGCUAAAAUGCUACCAUAUCAUAAGUUGUUUUCUUUUGCUGACUCCUUCGAUUACUUCCUCAUGUUUCUCGGCACAAUUGCUGCCAUCGAAAAUGGGAUUGCCACGCCACUUAUGACUGUUCUGUUUGGAGAUCUAAUUGAUUCUGUUGGGAAAAAUUUCGACACCUCAAUCGCCGUACACGAAGUCAAUGAGGUUUGCUUAAAGAUCAUCUAUUUGGCUCUGGGUUCUGGUUUCGCAUCAUUUCUACAGGUCGCUUGCUGGAUGAUCACAGCAGAGAGACAGGCCACACGGAUAAGGAAUUCGUACCUGAGAACAGUUCUGAGGCAGGAAAUCGCUUUCUUUGACAAGGAAACAAGCACAGGAGAGAUAAUAGUGAAGAUAUCGAGCAACACCUUUCUCAUUCAAGAAGCCGUGGGCGAGAAGGUAGGAAAUUUCAUACAGUUCGUAGCGACAUUUCUAGGAGGCUUCUUCAUAGCUUUUGUGAAGGGAUGGCUAUUCACUCUAGCCAUGCUGUCCACCAUCCCGCCUCUUGUCAUAUGUGGUGCCAUCACGGUGAAGCUCACAGGCAAACUAAUGUCGCAUGCACAAGGCGCUUAUUCGGUUGCAGCGACAAUUGUAGAUCAGACAAUUGGCUCAAUCAGAACAGUUGCAUCUUUUUCGGGCGAAAAACAAGCCGUAAAGAAGUAUAACAAGUCACUUAUCAAGGCAUACCGGUUUGGAGUACAAGAGGGCUUGGUCGUCGGGUUGGGCUUCGGCAUGCUUAUGUUUACCGUGUUCUGCAGUUAUUCAUUCGCAGUGUGGCUCGGCGGGAAAAUGAUAGCUGAAAAAGGGUACACAGGAGGGCGUGUCAUUAACGUAGUCUUUGCAGUGUUGCUUGGAUCCUUAUCUCUGGGCCAAGCAUCUCCUUGUUUGAGUGCGUUUGUUGCUGGACAAGCUGCGGCAUUUGAGAUGUUUGACGCAAUGAAAAGGAAGCCGGAGAUCGAUGCCUUUGACAAAAGCGGAAAAAGGUUGGAAGCAUUGUCUGGACAUAUAGAACUAAGAGAUGUCUACUUCAGCUAUCCGACCAGACCGAAUGAGCGGGUGUUGAAUGCUUUGUCCCUGGUAAUACCUGGUGGUUCCACUGCAGCUUUGGUCGGGCAUAGUGGAAGUGGGAAAUCGACCAUCGUCAGUUUGAUCGAAAGAUUUUAUGAUCCACAGGAGGGCGAAAUUCUCAUUGAUCAUGUCAACAUCAGAGAGCUCCAACUCAGAUGGAUUAGGGGAAAAAUCGGUCUUGUCAGCCAGGAACCCGUGCUAUUUUUCGCAAGCAUCCGGGAUAACAUUGCGUAUGGGAAGGAUGGUGCUACAAACGACGAAAUAAUAGCAGCUGCUAAGGUUGCUAAUGCUGCUAACUUCAUCGACAUGCUGCCUCAGGGACUAGCCACCAUGGUUGGAGAGCAUGGAAUUCAUCUUUCUGGGGGCCAGAAGCAGAGAAUUGCCAUUGCUAGAGCAGUCCUGAAGGAUCCGAAAAUUUUACUACUCGAUGAAGCCACGAGUGCACUCGAUGUAGAAUCUGAACGAGUAGUGCAAGAGGCGUUGGACAGAGUUAUGAAGGAUCGCACUACUGUGGUUAUAGCCCAUCGCUUGAGUACAGUCAGGGACGCAGAUGUCAUCUGUGUGAUUGAUCAAGGGAAAAUUAUCGAAAAAGGUUCGCAUGAUGAGCUAGUCAAGAACUUUAAAGGUGCAUAUAGCCAGUUGUUUCGGCUUCAAGAAGCUGCCAAAGAGCCAGAAAGGACGCCCGUGAAAUAUUCAGACCAGAGUCAUCUCUUGUUUUCGGCUUCAUCCGGGCAGUCGCCUGAAUUCAGUUUUUCAUACUCAGACACAGCAUCUGAAAAAGGCCUCGGUACCAGCGAUUCCAAAGCAUCAUCACCAGCACCGGAAGUAUCUCUCACCCGUUUGGCCUAUCUUAAUAGCCCGGAGAUUCCGGUGUUGCUGUUAGGCGCGAUAGCUGCAGCUUGCAAUGGCAUCAUAUAUCCAAUUUUUGGCUCGAUGCUCGCUAGUUUGAUCAAAACAUUUUGCGAACCAGUGGAGGAUCUCCGAAAAGAUUCCAAAUAUUGGGCACUGAUGUUUCUGAUUCUGGGCAUGGCAUCCUUGGUGGUGACGCCAUUGAGCAUGUAUUUUUUUGCCGUGGCGGGGUGUAAGUUGAUCAAAAGAAUCCGGUCGAUGAGUUUUGAGAAGGUGGUACACAUGGACAUAGGUUGGUUCGAUGAAACCGAGCACUCGAGCGGUGCGAUUGGCGCAAGGCUUUCGACAGACGCGACGUCGGUGCGUCUUUUGGUGGGAGACACUCUUGCUUUGCUUGCGCAGAAUGCUGCGACAAUGAUCGCUGGGUUGCUCAUCGCUUUCAAAACAAACUGGGAAUUGGCUCUUGUGAUUCUCGCUUUGCUUCCCUUAAUUGGUAUCAGUGGAUAUGUUCAAAUGCAGUCCAUGAAAGGCUUCAACACAGAUGCAGAGAAAUUGUAUGGGGAAGCAAGUCAAGUUGCUAGCGAUGCGGUCGCCAACAUGAGGACAGUCGCAUCGUUCUGUGCCGAAGAAAAAAUGGUAGCACUUUAUCAAACAAAAUCUCGAGGCCGUCUAAAGGGAGGAGUUAGGAAGGGAAUUAUAAGUGGUAUCGGCUUUGGAUUAUCGUUCUUUCUUCUAUUUUUCGUCUAUGCUGUGAGCUUCCAUGUCGGAGCUGAGCUCGUCGGCCAAAAUAAGACAACUUUUCCUAAGGUUUUUCGGGUCUUUUUUGUAUUGACAAUGACGGGAAUCGGAAUUUCGCAGUCGAACUCCCUCGCACCCAAUGUGAGUAAAGCAAAGAGUUCGGUUGCUUCCAUAUUCGAAAUCUUAGACCUAACAUCUAAGAUCGAUGCCAGUGGCAACCGUGGAACUACUCUAGCAAAUGUGAAAGGAGACAUCAAAUUUCAUCACCUAAAAUUCAAGUAUCCAACUAGGCCUGAACUCCUAGUAUUCAAAGACUUCUGCUUGUCCAUCCACUCUGGUCAGUCAGUUGCUUUGGUUGGAGAGAGCGGGAGCGGAAAAUCGACGGUAGUAUCUUUGCUGCAAAGAUUUUAUGACCCUGAUUCUGGUCGAAUAACCUUGGACGGAGCCGAUAUACGGGAGCUAAACUUGGAGUGGUUAAGGGGACAGAUGGGUCUGGUGAGCCAAGAGCCUGUCCUGUUUAAUGACACGAUCCGUGCUAACAUCGCAUACGGGAAAGGCGGCAGUGCAACAGAGGCGGAGAUCGUAGUGGCGGCGGAGUUGGCCAAUGCUCACAAUUUCAUCAGUGGCUUACAACAGGGUUACGAUACAACAGUGGGCGAAAGAGGGAUUCAGUUGUCCGGUGGGCAAAAGCAGCGGGUGGCGAUCGCCAGAGCCAUAGUGAAAAACCCAAGAAUCUUACUGCUCGACGAAGCUACGAGCGCUCUCGACAUUGAAUCCGAGCGGGUGGUCCAGGAUGCCCUGGAUAGAGCCAUGGCGAGGCGGACCACAUUGGUGGUGGCUCAUCGGUUGUCCACGAUCCGCCGUGCAGACGUCAUCGCAGUGCUAAAAGAUGGCGCAAUUGUCGAGAAAGGGAGCCAUGAGACUCUGAUGAACAUGAGAAACGGAAUCUAUGCUACCAUGACAGCACCACAUGAUAGAGUUGCGUCUGUCAAAUGAGGCUAGUAACUCUGUUAAUCCAUCUUUUUCCAUUACCACUAAAGUUUUGAGUCUUGAUAUUGUAUAUUACACCCAGUGGAUAAAAUGAACACCAGCAUCUCAUGAAGUUGUGAAGAAUAUUCAUGAGAAAGAGGUGUCUGGUCCUCAAGUUUCUUGCUCUAAGAGAAGUGUGAAAAAGAUGGAAGACUAAGUUGGGCCUUUAACAUCAGAAAAUGCCUCCUCACCAACCAAGAACAUCUCCUUCUGUUCAAAUGCAUGUGUUUGUGACAAGAAAUUGAUAAUUUAACU